AUGAUGUUUGAUUUUGUUUCUUCUCUGUGGGCAGUGAAAGGUUGGGAGAGCAUUUUCUCCUGCCAGAAUGUUAUGUCUGGCGAAUCAGCUCCCAAACCCAAACCCAAACCGCGAUUAGUGUUAUGCCCUAAAUGCUGGCAACUUCUUCCAGAGUCUCCAGACUAUGAUGUUUAUAAGUGCGGUGGAUGUGGCACAACUCUCCAAGCUAAGAAACGAAGAAGUAAGGCUGUGAACUCAGAAUCGAGCACGCAUGUAACUGACGCAACUCUUAGAAAUGCAGAGGAUCCUAAAGCUGAUGAUAAACAAUGCAUCGACCGAGAAAAGCUACUUAGAUAUCAGGAGAAUUGUCCUAAUUCUUCAUCAGGAAAAUGCUCUCUGAAUGGACAAAAUAGAAGUGUUCAAAUUGAAAAUGGUGAAUGCAAUGGAGAGCAACUAGUUGCUUCUCAGGAGAAUGGUUUCAAUGAAAGAGCAACUAGUUCUUCCUUUGGAGAAUCUUUUUCGAAUAAAAAUGGUGGUAGGGAUCAAAUUGAAGAUGGUGAAUGCAAUGGAGAUCAUGUAGUCACUUCUCAGGAGAAUGGAUUUAGGGGAAAAUCAACUAGUUCUUCCUCUGCAGAAUGUUCAUCAAAUGAAAAUGGGGGUAGGGAUAAAAUUGAAGACGAUAAAUGCAAUGGAGAGAAGUUAGCCACUUCUCAAGAGAAUGGUUUCGGGGCAAACACAUCUAGUUCGUCAUCAGGGGAGUGUUCUUUGAUUGGAAAUGGUGGAAGUGAUCGAACUGAAGAUGGUGAAUGUGAUGGACAGCAGCCAGCUAUUUUACUAGAGAAUGGUUUGAGGGGAAAAGAAACUAGUUCUUCCUCAGGAGAAUGUUCUCUGAAUGGAAAUGAUGAAAAGGAUCAAAUUGAAAAUGGUGAAUGCAACGGAGAAUGGAUUCAACAUUGUAAUUCACCCGAUGAACAACUGGAAAAUGAGAUUGAGAUCCAUAAAUUGUCAGAUAUGAGAAUGCAAAUGGUUUCCAACAAUGUUUGUUCAGAUGAGCUAACUCAUUUUGAGAAUGAGGCCCCAGCAAAAUUGAUGGCAGAGUGUUCCAUAGAAAAUGAAAAGAAUAAAAACUUGCAACUAGAAGGUGAAGAACUAAGUAUUGGAAAUGUGCCAUUGGAAGCAGGGGAGCAGUUAAUUAGUGCAUUGGAUAAAGAAGAUGCCAAUGAUGAGAAAUCAGCUUCAGUACAGGUAAAGUCUGUAGUGGACAUUGCUGGAAAUUAUUUACAAGUAGUGGAAGAGGUAAAUAAUGGAAACUUGAUAAUAGAAGGACCAGAACAAGAGUUGUUUUCUGGAUCAGAUGGAGCAGCAGUCAAGAAUGACAAACUGGCGCUAGUUGGUGCUAAUCCUAAAGUGGUCAUUAAUGGAAGCAGCAAAGCGAGAUCAGAAGAAGUAGACGACGGAAAUUUGUUAUUAGAGGUAACAGAGGAGGAGUUGAAUGUGUGUGCAUCGGAUGUUGAUGAUCUUAAAGAUCACCUGUCAGAUCUAGUGGGUGCAAAAUCUGAAGUGGUCAAUGCAGGAAAUACAUCUACUGCCAAAAGGUCAAGUACUGAAGAAGAAAGCAUUUCAUGUGCUUAUCCAUGUGAACUUGAAAAAGGUACAUCUGGGAAUCAUGCAUCUCCCAAAUCCAUUGACCAUAGCUUUGAUCGUGAAAGAUCUGUGGAUACAUUUAAUAACUCAGAAGUAGUUAAUCCCGGUUUUCAGACUAGCGGUACUCUGGGAGGAUUGUCUAAAUCUUCAACCACUAGAAGCUAUCAAGCUUAUGAUGGCAGUGUGUCUUCAAAUGAUGGGGUGGAUGAGCAGUUACUUAAUCAAUAUAUAGAUUCUUUUGAGAACAAUUACAGUGUUGCUAACGGCGUUUCUGAGGGGGAAUCCAGAAAGGGAAAAGGUGUUGUUAAUCGCAGCAUGCUACAUGGAGAUCUUGAAACACUAAACCGUUCAUUUUUACGUGAGGGAAAGCCUUGUGUCCCAAGAGACAGCAGGAGGAAUAUAAAUGAAGUGCCAGAGACUACAAGACAUGAUCAUGCACAUUGGAUGAGAACAAAGAGAGAUGAAUUUCCACCCAGAAUGUAUCACCAUCGAAGUGGUUCACAAUCUGGCUAUGAAAGUGGAAGCACAUCAAAUCAAAUGAUUGAUGAGUUCUACUGCAGCUCAAGCUAUGUUUCACAUGACUCCUUCGAUGACCCUGACCAGGAGAAGAUGAAACUGUUGAGAAUGAUUUAUAAAUUGCAGGAUCAACUCAACAGAACUAGCUAUGUAAGUGGUGAAACAAAUGGAAGACUGUCCAUGGGAAGUCACAUUUCUGCAUGCCAAAGCCAUGAUCUUCAUGAAAGAAGAUUUUAUCAUGGUUCGGAUUACCCAAGGUGUGAGGAAAUAUGUAGUCACGGAAUCAACUGGUGCCAAAAGCAUAAUUUUUCACGUGCACCUUAUUUGACUGAGCCAACAUGCUGCAUACACCAUGUUGAUCCUUCUUGUUUUAAUUGCCCUCCGAAGCAGUGGCAACGCUCUGCAGAGUUGCCUCCACGUGAUCUUUAUCAGCAUGAAGAGUUAUGUAGGCCUAAGCCAGGUCACCAUUGUUGCUCACCUCACCAUUCUUAUCCCUUGAGUCCACAAUGGUCCAUGACCUCUAACCUCCUAGCUUAUGCCCAUGAAACAAAGUCUUGUGAUCAGAGGUAUAGGCCCGAGGAGAACAAACAUUUUAUGGAGAAACCAAUCUUGACUAGGCGACAUUACCGGCCAGUAGCUGGUGGAGCACCUUUUGUCACUUGUAAUAAAUGCUUGAAGCUGCUGCAACUGCCUGCAGAUUUCCUCCUUUUCAAAAAGGUAUUUCAUCAGCUCAAAUGUGGUGCAUGUCAAGAGGUACUCAAAUUUUCUCUGCAGAACAGAAGUCAUAUAGUCUCUUAUCUACCAAAUGCUCUAGGGCCCCCAUCAAGUUACCUUGAUGACCAAAACGAGGUGAUAGAUGGAAGGAAUCCACCGUCAGAGUCUCAUGCCAACUAUCAUUCUCCCCAUGUAGACCAUGUUUCAUAUUCUGAUGAUUGUAGCAAUUCUGUUGGUAAGAGUUACUCCUCUGAAGGAGAUCCCGUGUCUGUAACACCGUUACAUUCUUUGCAUGGUAGUGAAUAUGAUAAGCCAACCGUAUCUUCUGGUAUUUUGGAGACUAUAACAGAGAAGGAGAAAACUGCUUCAAGAGGUCCUAGUACCACUAAGGCUUCAGUUGAAACAGAUGAAUCGGCUAUGAACUCCUCCAAUGUGUCAUCAGAAAUGGAGGCACAUUUACAGCCAAAAAGUUCACCACUCCAUCAACUGAUGGGUUAUUCCUCACCAAGUCAAGUGGUAAGAGGGAUUCCAUAA
Molecule: messenger RNA, 3387 nt
Organism: Sphenostylis stenocarpa
Lineage: Eukaryota; Viridiplantae; Streptophyta; Magnoliopsida; Fabales; Fabaceae
Source: the annotation of a GenBank genome assembly